AUGAAGGAUUCACUUGAUCUAUCAGCUAUAAAUCCAGGUUUAUCUGAAUCAUCAUCAUUGAAACAUGUAUGUUCGAAUGAAAUCUUAAUACGAAAUCAACCAUAUAUUAUAUCAAUGUCUAUUCAUAAUUCUAAACAACCACAAAUGGAUUUAGAAGUUGAAGCAAAAGAAAGUGCAGAUCAAUGGAAAGGAUCUUUUGAUGUUACAGCUAUUGAAACAAUGACAGCUAAAACGGGUAAUUUUAAAUCAUUUAAUAUUUUUGUUAGUAUGCUCGAAAAUGCAGUUAAUCAAGAAAGUACAUCGGUAAGCAUUGAUUUAUUUACAUAUGAUGAUCUUGAAACAUUACGUAAAAAACGGCAAGGUCAAAGUGGAAAUAUUCCUAAUCAUCCAACAAAUAUUCAAUUAGCUAAUAAACGUUAUUUAAUCUUAACAUAUAAUGCUGAAUAUGAUCGAAUCUAUUAUCCAUUAUCACUUCCAUAUUGUGGAAAACCAGAUCCUGUUAUUUUAAUGCAACAAAUUCGACAAUUAACAACUGAAAAUCGUUUAUUAAAAUCUCGACUUGAAUCAGAUGUUGAACGUAGUGAUAUAAUACGUCUUCAACGAGAAUGUACUCGUUUAAAAAAAGAAAAUAAUGAAUAUCGUCAACAAUUAUCAUCGAAUCGUUCAAAUAAUUCAAAAGAUCAACAACAACAACAACAAAUUGAAUUAUUACAUCAAAUGAUACGUACUAGUGAAGAUGCUUUAGUUAAAGAACGAGCUAAGAUAACAAAAAAUGAUGAUUAUAAAACAUUGAAUAAUCAAGUUGAAUUAUUAAAAACAUCAGAACGACAAUUAAAAUCAAAAGUGAGAAGUUUAACAAAUGAAAUUGCUUUACUUAAACGAAAUAGUCUUCAUCAUCCAACUACUGUUCGAUCAUCAUCAAGAGAACGACCGAUUCAUCUUAAUGGUUAUUCUCCUCGUUCAUUUCAACAACGUCCACCGUCAACAUCUCGUCCAUCAUCAGGUGAUCAACGUCGACAUCGUUCUGAUCAUUUAUUACCAACAGCUUCAUCUCGUAAUCGUUCAAAACAUCGUUCUAAUUCAAAUGAUUCUCGUCGAAGUGGAAGUGGAACUCGUCCUCGUUCAACAAGUAUUACAAAACGAUCACCAUCACCAGCAGAUUCACGUAGUCGAUUUAAUCCAACAGCUUAUAUUCGUGAAAGAAAUCUUAAAUUACGACAAAUUGAAAUACAAAAAAGUAGAGAAACUCGACGAAGACGAAGUGUUGGUCGACAUGGUUCUGAUUCCGAUAUGAGUGAUUUUUCUGCUCGAGGUGGAAGUAAAGCAGGAUCAAUUGCUAGUUUAAAAUUAAAUGAUAGUGAUGAUGGUUUACGUACAUCAGGUUCUCGACGAAGUACAAGUCGAAAACGAACUAGAGAAUAUAAUCAAUGUAAAUCUAAAGAUUCUACUGAUUCGGAUAUUGAAGGUGUAUCAUCACCACCGAUUUUACGUAAAGCAGCAUCAAAUAAUGCAACAAAUUUUGUUUCACAUAAAUCUCAUCAUCAUUCAUCAUCUGAUCAUGAUCAACAAAAUAUAAAUUCAAUAAAACCAGAAUCAACAAAUGUCAAUGAUAUGAUUGAUAUUGAUGAACGAUUAAAAUCAUUAGAAAAAUUUAUGAAAGAAAAUUUACCAAGUUAA
Molecule: messenger RNA, 1677 nt
Organism: Rotaria sp. Silwood1
Lineage: Eukaryota; Metazoa; Rotifera; Eurotatoria; Philodinida; Philodinidae
Source: the annotation of a GenBank genome assembly